Molecule: messenger RNA, 1464 nt
Organism: Clonostachys solani
Lineage: Eukaryota; Fungi; Ascomycota; Sordariomycetes; Hypocreales; Bionectriaceae
Source: the annotation of a GenBank genome assembly
AUGAGCUGCGAUCUCUGCCACUUCAGAAAGGAGAAGUGUGUCUCCGACACUGAUGCCAAUCAAUGUCAGCGAUGUGUGCGGCUUGGUGUACGUUGCACCAACAAAAGGAGACUGCCGCGGCUGGGUCGACGGCCCAAAGUGGAACAACUCCCGUCCGGAACCUGCGGUCUCCUCUGCUUUGACUCCAAUGGGAGCCAAGAAUCUCUCCUUGGAGCUACUGCCCCUUCGGUAUCUGCGCCGUCGUCUAUGCCUGACUUGUCUCGGCGGCGUGGCAAUGAGGAUACAGAUAUCGAGCAGGCUCUCGUAACGACGAUGGCUGGUUGUUCGCCAUAUCCUGUCUUUAGGAGUCACAUGCUUUCUGUCCACCCUCUGGGACCGGCAUUCUAUCUGCUGAACGAUCCCGAAAGCUUUUAUCGCGUGCAUCGGCGAUUUAUGAUAGGCCGCAGCUUUAACGACAUCUUCCAACGCGCCAUUUGGGCCCAUCUUCCCCGAGCCAAUGGCAUCCUGCUGAAAGCGUAUGAUGUGACAUUCACUACGUGGAAUUGGGAAGCUAACCGACGGAAAACCCGAAGCGAGGUUGACGCUUCGUUGGCAAGCGAGUGCCUUAAUUUUCUCCGUCAGCACCGUUUUGAGCAUCCUGGAGACGCUGCCGCCCUACUCAUGUUCUCCCAAAUCCUCUUCGUAUACCACAUAAACAUGCAUUGCACAUCUGCGUACUCUAUUGUCCGCAGUGCCAUGUUUACAGCAGCACCUCACUAUGAGGAGCUUCUCAUGGACAAAAGUUUGGACCCUAUCACUGUUACACCGGUCCUUAUCGACACCUGGGAGGCGCUGAUACGACGAGAGCUACCAUCAGUCAGGGUUUCGUCCUCGACCCGUCUUAUCAUAGACAGGACUGUUGGACUCUGUUGGCCUCUUAUUCUCUUGUUGCAGGAGUUAUGCGACCGUAGCUAUCGUCAGAAAUGUGCAUUUCCCAAUUACAUAGACAGGGAGUACGCUUACAGAGACGUAGAGAGUCGGAUUCGAAACUGGGAGCCUACUAUACCUGAUGGAUUCUUUGAUCAGUAUCCCCCUCUGGUGGUGGACACCAUGUUUUUUCAGGUCCGCAUAUAUCGUGCGGCUUCGCUAUUGAUCAUUCACAGGCUGCGGCACCGCUUAGGUGAUCACGACGAGGAAGCACUUUCUCUCAGCCGCAUCAUUUCGUCUGAAGUUUUGGACUUCUUAUCAUGGGCGCCUGAAGAGCUGAGACACCUGCCACUCGGACUGCCCCUGCUGGUCGCGGCCAUCGAGGAUCGGGAGAUUUGCAUGAAGAUAAUUCCUCAGUUGACAGUUUUGAACCGAAACCAAGAGCUGCUCUCGCAAUAUGUGAGAUUUAUUGAUAUUGUCUGGGAAGCGAGACAUCAAGAAUAUGGGGGACUGUGGUUUGACUUGAUUGACAGUAUCCAGCCGCCAAUCAUAAUUUGA